AUGAGUCAUCCACCACCAAGUCAAAAGCUGCCGGCAGGCCCGGCUUCGUAUCUGGAGCUGGAUGUGGGCCACACCCCGAUAGGCGGCACAGAAACACAGAGCGUACCGACACAGCUGCGGCCCGUGGCCAUUUCCACAACUAAUGCGUCCGCAGACCCCUCAUCAGCUGCGACAACAUCGUCGGGAACAACAUCAACUACAAACACGUCCAUUCCGACACACAACGACGCGGACGACUACACCAAUACAGAAGACGAAUCUGGCGUGUCUUCGGCAUCUUCUUCGCCACCAGACAUUUCCGGCUCGCGAAAGGCGUCCCGAUCUCUGCGUCUGUUCAAGCAUGAGGAUUCUCGAGAACGCGAGACCAAGAAGAGCGAACAGCGAACACAAAGCCGACCUCGCGACGAAAACGAGGAAACACGCAUGGCCGACGUGCGCUCGAGACGUGCGUCAGUGGUCUCUGAUGACAAGGAGGAGGAGAUUUCCGGCGCGACAUACUUCCCACAUACCCCUGGCCAGGCUCGUCUCAACACUCUAGCAGCUGAGCAGGCCGCAGCGAAGGCUCGUACUCGACACUACGUGGUGGAGCCCAGCAUGUACCAUUGGUCGGACCAGAAUGUGCCUCUGACGGCGUUGGUGGAGCGUGGCGAGUCGGUAUCGCCACAGGACGAACAAAGCCAACCCAUGGACCCCAACAAAAUCAAGGGUAUGGCUGGCGAGGACGUUGGAGUGACACGCAGCAGUACCCGUGGCGUCAGCAAGACAAGAAACAAGAGCCAGGUCCGUGAUUCAGCACCAGAAACUACCAGUACAGCAGACAUGACACCCGAGGAGAGGGAUACCAAAGCGACAAACAAUGGCCAGACCAAGGAGGAGGAGGAGACGGUUGAUCUGGACCUUACUUUGGACAUGGACGAUGCACCACAGGUGGAGUUGCACCUGCAUGAAGAUGUCAUGGUUGACGAGGCUGUCGACGAUGCUAACGAUCCCGACACUUCUCAGUUCCCCUUGGCAGUGGAGCUUACGCCGUUCAAGCACAAAGUGGGUGGCCAUACGGCCAUCUUCCGAUUUUCCAAGCAGGCUGUUUGUAAGGCUUUAGUCAACCGAGAAAACAUAUGGUAUGAGGCCAUUGAGCUGCGCCACUUUGAGCUGCUCAAAUUUAUGCCAAAGUACAUUGGUGUGCUCAACGUACGACACACGGCCCAGGUGGAGGAUGACAUCAAUGCAGUGUCACCUAUGCUUGGCGGCCUGGAAGAUAGCGAGGGAACCGACGAGAACAAAAGCAAAAGGUCGGCUGCGCCGUUGCUGACCUCAGCAGCUCCCAUCCAGACUCCUCAGCUGCGAGCGUACACUUCGCAGCCCAACAUGAAGUCUCCUCAGCUGGAUCGUCAGACGAGCUCUGCUUCCCUGAAAUCGCUGCAGACAUGCUUGCCCGAAGUCGUGCUGGACGACAAUAUUCACAUCAUCCCCGAAUCUCUGCUCAAGAAGUACUCGACCAGCGCCCCCAAGGAGGAUGCUUCACCCAAGAGUCUAGAUACCCCCACCUCUCCAUCUUCUCUGGGCAAUCUCCACAAGUCACCUGUUAUGAGAGUCAUGCAUUCCCCCGAGUCUCCGGCAGUGUCGUGGGGAGCUACAACUGUGAACCAGAAGCUACAGGAGUUGGUCCUCGCUGAGGUAUUUGCUCCUCGACGCGAUUCUCCCCGUACCCAUUCCACCAGCCGAAUCACGGGUAUCCCUACCUCGCAGCGAACACAUCGGUUUUCCACAUCAUCAGCCAUCAACACACUUCGACCCAAGUUGCAGCAUCCCAUUUCAUCACACCAUAGCAUGAGCGACCUAUCUUUGGCAGAGCUGCACAACUCUUCUGACAACAGCCACACAUCGUCUCUGCCCAGCAGUAUGUCCACGUCGGCCUGCCUGAGGUCUCCCCUAAUUAAGCCUCAGCAUCCCAAGUCGGUGUUCUUCGACACGUCUCCUCGAGUGAAGGCUUCUCGAGCUGAGUCUGUCGUUUCUAUCGAGGAGGAAGUGGAGGUGGAGAAUAACCGAGGAAGUGAUGGUGACGUGUUCGAAAUGGAUGGCGUCGACGGAGUUGAUGGUACUAACAACACAAUUGCCCUGUCACUCAGCAACCCUGCCCUGGCAGCACUCAGCACACCUAACAGCACCACUAAUCUUUCGCCUGCACCAGUAUCUCGUUCAGCGCUUCCUGUUAUUGUGCACGCCUCUCCUGGACGAAUUUACACUCGUACCGAGCGGUUUAUCCUCCUUGAGGACCUCACCAAUGGCAUGAACAAGCCUUGUGUGCUUGAUCUCAAAAUGGGCACCCGACAAUAUGGCGUUGAUGCAAUUCCCAAAAAGCAGAAGUCUCAGCGAACCAAGUGCGCCAACACCACUUCCAGAGCCCUGGGUGUGCGAAUCUGUGGUAUGCAAGUCUGGGACAUUCCGUCUGAGGAGUACAUUUACCAGGACAAGUAUUUCGGUCGAGCUGUUCGAGCUGGACCUCAGUUCCGAGCGUGUCUUGGAAGGUUCCUGUACGAUGGUCUUACCAAGGCAAGUGUGUUGAGACACGUUCCUGCUAUGAUUCGCCAACUCAACGAGUUGCAGGUGAUCAUUGCCAGUCUCAAUGGGUACCGGCUGUACGGGUCCAGUUUGUUGGUCAUCUACGAGGGCAAAGAAAAGGAGGAGGAGGAGCGUGAUAAGAAGAAGGAAACCAACAAGGGCGGCCUUCCUCCCACCACCAUUUCUCUGCGAAUCAUUGACUUUGCCCAAUGCAUUACAGGUGAAGACAAGCUGCCUCCCAACACCAACGUGCCGCCUCAUCAUCCCGAGUCUCCUGAUAAGGGUUAUCUGCGAGGUCUUCGUUCUCUGAAAAAGUACCUGCGAAUCAUUUGGCGCAAGCUCACUGGCUUUGAGUUGGACGAGUACUUACAGCUCCCUCCUGAUGACGCGGCUGCUCUUUUGGACAAGGCCAGGAUUUACGAACCCAUUCCCGCAUUGCACGAUUUUGACAUCGAAAAUUUCAGCGUCUCGGAGGAGCCCGAGUUUCUGGAUUACAUGGCGUACAAUGUCACAGCUACGCUGAGUCCUUCUACUUUGGGCUUUGUCUACGACGAUUGUACCGAUUCAGAUGUCAGCGACUAA
Messenger RNA from Yarrowia lipolytica CLIB122, 3141 nucleotides. RefSeq lists its product as uncharacterized. The record is from RefSeq and is a predicted model, not a curated record. Gene Ontology annotation, cellular component: nucleus; cytoplasm. Gene Ontology annotation, molecular function: inositol hexakisphosphate kinase activity. NCBI's taxonomy places the organism in Eukaryota, Fungi, Ascomycota, Dipodascomycetes, Dipodascales. Gene Ontology annotation, biological process: inositol phosphate biosynthetic process; phosphatidylinositol phosphate biosynthetic process.